CAAUUAUGUCAUGACUUGCCAAACGAGUUCAGUAAGCCUGUUGAACUGAUGCCUGCCGAAAUCGCGGAUUCAGACGCUGAAUCCGACUUUAAUUCGCCCGUCAAAAAUACGGUGGCGAAUGACAAUGUGGCCGACCAGGUUGGCAAUGCGGAUCCCAGUCAAAUCUCAUUAUCACGAUACGAUUUCGACCAGUUUCUAGACCCUACGCAAAGGCUUUCUUCACUGUCGCCACAUCAUGCUGAUGGUGCCCCGACCGCAAGUGAGUUGUUAGCAGGUCUACCGAGCGGCAGCUCCGAACUUCAAAUGGCCAGAGGUCUCAGGAGCACUGACGAGAGCUCCUCUGCCGCGCACGGGAAGAAGAGAGCGCACAGUGCCUUCCAAGAUGGCUUUACGGACUUAUCCUCCAACGAUACGACCAAAGUUUCUGUUACAAAAAGAACAAAAACUUACGCUCACUCAUCCAAGUCUCGAGGCACUUUACAGGACGUCGAUUUGUUUGCUCCAUUAGACCAAGUCGGAGGACCUAGACCUGGCAUCAGUACCGGAUAUCAAUCUUCAAAUGGAUCUGGCGAGAAAACUUCUGGUAUUAACGUUGAUCUCUCCCUCGGCUCCGGUCAUCCAAACACAGCCCUUAGUCUACUCGGGCAGUCUUUGACGGGUUCCACACAUCGCCUAUCAACUUCUACGGCAUCGAUGGGUCGAUACGAGUCUAUCAAUUUGGAUUAUCGAGGGGCAGGUCAAGGACUUGAUGUCAAUGCGAAUCCUUUUGGUUCUUUGAGUCAGAUAUCAAGUCACGAACUCCAUCAUCCGGAAGAAAGCGACCAUUACAAUAAUUCGGAUCCAAACCAUGAGCCACAGAUGGCCCUGGACACAAGCAAUCUUAUGUUUGAGCGUUUGGACGGGAAUAUGCCCGAUCAGGCUCUGUCAGCUCUGUCUCAGUCUUCACCCUGUCGGCCACUGUCGGUCAAUCCAUCUAAUAUCAUGCAGAACGACGGAGCUAUGGCUGAUAUACUCACCGAGGAUGCGGCUCUUCAUGUGGAAGAAGUUGCAUUGGCGGGUGCCGAAACCACAGGGCCGAUCGACACAAAUGAGGCGGUUCCGGAAAAGCCUGCCCCAAAGAAGCGAGGACGGAAGCCGAAGAAUCCUCGGCUCGCCUCGAAAUCUCCAGCUCCAGGAGCCACGGAUGAUGUGGAAGAAUUCGUCCUACCGGAUCUGCCACCUACGAACCGAUCUCGACAGGGCACUGUGGACUCGGUCUACUCUCAAGCUUCUCAAGCAUCGACCACAAAUACCUCGAUGAAAAGGCGAAAGAGAGGGAAAUCAAAACAAGUUGCAGAUGCAGCAGAUCAGGCGAUCGCAGCUGCUGAAGACUCACCCAUGAAGCAGCCCGCAAAUGGUUUGAACCUUAGUGACGAAGCAUUGAUUGGUUUACCAAAGGACCAGUACAAGCCCCGUCCAAGUCGAUCUCGGUCCAAAAGGGUUGCUGACGAAGAAGAGCCCCCCUUACAAAACAGGUCGCAGCAGACUCCGGCGAAGGACAAGGCAGUGGAGUUUGAGGAGACGAAAGCUGAGACGCCAUCAGGUGGAACUACAAAAUUGAGCGCAAAGAAAGGUCGCAAAAGUAAAGUGAAGCGAGCGAAAACGUCAGCGGCAGCCUUACUCAAAAGAGGAGAUCCUAUGCUGAGCGAGGGUGAAGACGAUGUGGUCUGGAUGGACACGAAGCCCGCUCCCGUCAAGUUGGACCUGCCCCCAGAUCUGAAAGUGCUCAAGAAGGAGACUGGAGCAGGGGAGAACGAGAAAGCCACAGAGGUAAACAAGACCCCAGAGGAGGUAACGUCGAAAGAAGACAACGAAAUGAAGGUGACUGUUGAGAUUCCAGCAGAAGCUAAGGAUACCACGGCCGGUCCUAAGAAGCGAGGCCGAAAACCGAAGAAAGUCCAACCAGUGUCUGAGUCAAAGGUUGUCGAGGAACAAGAUGAUGAUACCGAGAGAAGCCGGCCAGUUCUGGCGGAGAAAUCUUCGAAUGUACCAAACAACGUUCAAGAAAGGUCCAAGGAUAAGGAGCUCAAGGCGCCAACAGUGUCACCUCUGUCGUCUCCUGAAUCUGGAGCCCACGUCAAGUUUUCGGGAACGGAAAAGGACAAUCCACCAGCUGCUUCCGGCUUGGCUACGCCCUCAAAGAACUCUGCCGAUACCGGUGCUACGACGCACUCUCCGAUCAAGCCAGCAGCGCUCUCAAGUGGGAAGAAGAUCAUUUACCGUGUUGGCCUGUCACGCCGACAACAUAUCCCGAGCCUGCUUCGCAAAGUCCAACGGGACAAACCGCCUCCGACAAUUGUGGUUCGCAAGGAGAAGGAGAACAAGAAGAAAAAGAAUGGAGACGAUGAUGAAGGUGAGAAUCGGGAUGAGCUGAGAGGCGCUGAUGGCAUGCUUGUCGAAUGGGAUUUCUAAACAGGCAAUUGCUCUUAAAAAGUUAUGGUUACGACCUGGCGUAGUUUUGCGUCGGAGUGAGAUACCCUGAGGAGGUUUUAUGUCUGCACGAGUUCUGCGCAGCGUGGGUUAUGAAUGGGAUCCUGCCAUUGACUCUGUGUACACAGACUGCAGCGAUUGCGGUGUAUUAUAUAGCUGAUGAGGGUAUUGUUUUCCAUGCUCAAAUGAUUUCCGC
Molecule: messenger RNA, 2665 nt
Organism: Exophiala xenobiotica
Lineage: Eukaryota; Fungi; Ascomycota; Eurotiomycetes; Chaetothyriales; Herpotrichiellaceae
Exons: 1
Coding region: 49-2451 (800 amino acids)
Source: RefSeq, a predicted model, not a curated record